AUUUUUAAUACAACCUCAGUGCUCCCAAAAUCCCAUUACAUUACCAAACUUAUGUAAUUUGUAAUCAAAAUCCUCUUUCAUUAUAAUUCCUAAUUCAAUUUUUCAUCCCUCAAAAAAUGCCUCAAAAGUUGCCUGAAUUAGCCAAUGUUGUUAAGCUAAAAUAUGUGAAAUUGGGCUACCAAUAUCUAGUAAACCACUUCUUAACUUUCUUCCUAGUAGCCAUUUCAAUUGUGUUAAUUCGAUCAGGCCCUGAUGACAUUGCAACCCUUCGGAAAUAUUUCCAAUUCGAUUUCAUACACAUUUCAUGUUCUUCAUUUUUAAUCAUGUCAAUCUCAACUUUGUACUUCAUGUCCAGGCCUCGCCCUGUUUACCUAGUCGAUUAUUCUUGUUUCAAGCCACCUGUCACAUGUCGGGUUCCAUUCUCAACAUUCAUGGAACAUUCAAAGAUGAAUCUUAGUACAGAGCCCAAAAGUGUGGAAUUCCAAAUGAGGAUUCUUGAAAGAUCCGGUCUUGGUGAAGAGACGUGUUUGCCGCCGGCAAUACAUUACAUCCCACCAACACCAUCAAUGGAUGCUGCAAGAAAGGAAGCUGAAAUGGUCAUUUUUCAAUCAAUGGACACACUUUUGAAGAAAACAGGACUUAAUCCUAAAGACAUUGACAUCCUGAUUGUAAACUGCAGCCUGUUUUCGCCGACGCCGUCGCUUUCCGCAAUGGUGAUCAACCACUAUAAAUUGAGAAGCAACAUCAAAAGUUUCAAUCUUUCCGGGAUGGGAUGCAGUGCAGGGCUAAUUUCAGUUGAUUUAGCUCGUGAUCUUCUUCAAGUUCAUCCCAACUUAAAUGCUGUGGUUAUCAGCACUGAGAUUAUUACUCCAAACUAUUAUCAGGGCAAAGAAAGGUCAAUGCUGCUUCCGAAUUGCCUGUUUAGAAUGGGGGGUGCAGCGAUUUUACUGUCGAAUCGCGGGUCUGAUCGCAAAAGAGCCAAGUACCGGUUGCUUCAUGUGGUUCGUACUCACAAGGGUUCUGAUGAUAAGGCUUAUAAAUGCGUGUUUCAAGAAGAAGAUCCACAAGGAAAACCAGGGAUUUCUUUGUCUAAAGAGCUUAUGGUGAUUGCAGGGGAAGCAUUGAAAUCUAACAUCACUGCCAUUGGCCCUUUAGUCCUGCCUGCAUCAGAGCAGCUUCUGUUCUUAAUCUCAUUGAUUGUAAGGAAAUUCUUGAAUCCCAAAUGGAAGCCUUACAUUCCAGACUUUAAGCAAGCAUUUGAGCAUUUCUGCAUCCAUGCUGGAGGCAGGGCAGUGAUUGAUGAGCUUCAGAAAAAUCUGCAGUUAUCAGGUGAGCAUGUUGAGGCGUCAAGGAUGACAUUGCAUAGGUUUGGGAAUACUUCAUCCUCGUCAUUAUGGUAUGAAUUGAGUUACAUUGAAGCUAAAGGGAGGAUGAAGAAAGGUGAUAGGAUUUGGCAAAUUGCAUUUGGGAGUGGAUUCAAGUGUAAUAGUGCUGCUUGGAAAUGUAACAAGAGUAUCGACAUACCAACAGAUGGAGCUUGGUCUGAUUGCAUCGAUAGGUAUCCUGUGCACAUACCUGAAGUCGUCAAACUCUAAGGAACUCACAGAAUAGUGGUAUGGGAAUGAUGCAUAUUGUCUUUCCGGCUCCUCGGGGACUUGUGAAGUCCCCCAAACAACAUAUGAUCCGUAGGAUGCGUUAGCAAAUACAGUAUAGUGAUAUAAAUGUUUAGUGAUAUCUUGUCUUAAUGUUGAGCCAUUUCACAGAUUGUGUUUUUCUCAGCCUUACUAGAUUCAGAAUCGAAAAAAAAAUUGUGAACCC
Molecule: messenger RNA, 1818 nt
Organism: Oldenlandia corymbosa var. corymbosa
Lineage: Eukaryota; Viridiplantae; Streptophyta; Magnoliopsida; Gentianales; Rubiaceae
Source: the annotation of a GenBank genome assembly